CGGUUUUUCACCAGCGUCUGGAAGUGGUGUUCCGGUUUGCUCCAGUAUUUCACCAGCGUUACCGGUUUAUCGCCCGCGAGUCAUCCGCGAGUCACCAGUGUGCACCCGUCUUCACCAGCGAUUUUCCCGUAGGGCGACCUGCCAAAGAAAUGGACAGCCAACAUCCUCAUCCUUAGCAAUGGCACGGCAGAGCAAGUAAAGCGCUCACUGGCUCUUGAUACAGAUGAUCAGCAUGAUGGAUUCUUGCUCAAUACCUUUGAACCAAGUGUCUUCCCGGCGUUGUUCACGGACCAGCUCAGCAGCCUCGAGCCGGUCUCGCAGCAGGUACAGUCAACAACGAUCCAAUGGCUUCACCUGACAACGUUCCCAUCUCUCCUGAUACACUGCGCUGUGUCAAACGCAUUCAGGAGAACGAUCUAGACCAUGCCGAGCUGAGGAAGGCAGUCCGUCAUCUUGAACGGGACUUUACGUUGCCUGCCUGCAGGGCACAAGCGCACUGGAUUUCCAUGGCUAUCUUUCAGCAUGGUGCCAAGAAUCUGCAAGUCACCGUACCAAUCGAGGCACGAUCAGCGCCUGGCAGAGGUAGAAGCAGAGCAGCAGGUAGUCCACCACGACGAGAACGACAUGCAGGCACGACAAGCACGACGCAAUACACGACACAAUGCGCCACACUAUGAGCAAGACGACAACACGCAGGCACGACAAGCACGUAAACGUAGCAAGCGCGCAAAACACCUUGCACAACAUUCGUAGGGAGUAUAGUAAGCCUU
Protomyces lactucae-debilis is the source of this 770-nucleotide messenger RNA. RefSeq lists its product as uncharacterized. Lineage: Eukaryota; Fungi; Ascomycota; Taphrinomycetes; Taphrinales; Protomycetaceae. The transcript is spliced from 2 exons. The coding region runs from base 345 to 677 and encodes 110 amino acids. The record is from RefSeq and is a predicted model, not a curated record.